Messenger RNA from Nicotiana tabacum (common tobacco), 219 nucleotides. The record is from RefSeq and is a predicted model, not a curated record. NCBI's taxonomy places the organism in Eukaryota, Viridiplantae, Streptophyta, Magnoliopsida, Solanales, Solanaceae.
UUAUCAUUCUUAAUGUCAAACAAUGACAACAUUGACUUGUUGGGCAGCUUACGAAGGAAAAGUAUUAAGACUGAGAAUUGUAGGGCUUUACCCAAAGGGAAGCCCUUUCAAAAAUUCUCAACGGCCAAGGCAGAACCCAGGCCGAAGAGGGGGUUUGGAAAUAGUUUUCAACCAGCAAUAGACGCGCCUCGGUUAGAACCUCACUAGCUGCGUCAUUGC